CCAGUGACCGCCUCUAGCCCGGAAAUACUAGUACAUGUCAUAUGCCACUUCCGGGGGUGGCUCAGCAACGCGCCGCCAUCUUUACUGAGGGCAGCUGUUCCCUGGCUCGGGAUUGGUCAGUCGGGAGAUCAUUGUAGGGAUCCUUCCUUCCUUUCCACGUGUGGGACCCAGGCAGCCGGUAUCAUGCUCCGCAGGGAGGCCCGUCUCCGGAGGGAGUACCUCUACAGGAAAGCACAAGAGGCCAAACAGCACAACAUCGAGGACAAGAAGCUGCGGCUGAAGCGGGCGCUGGAUGAAAACAGGCUCAUCCCCACCGAGAUCCGCAGGGAGGCCCUGACUCUACAGAAGCAGCUGGAGUUUGAUGAUGAGGGGGGUGAAGGGGUGUCCUCACAUAUGGAUGACGAGUACAAGUGGGCAGGUGUGGAAGAUCCAAAAAUCAUGAUUACAACAUCCAGGGACCCCAGUUCCCGGCUGAAGAUGUUCGCUAAGGAGCUGAAGCUGGUGUUCCCCAACGCCCAGCGCAUGAACAGAGGGAAGCACGAGGUGGGGUCACUCGUCCAGGCGUGCCGGGCCAAUGAUGUCAGUGACCUUGUGGUUGUACAUGAGCACCGGGGAAUGCCAGAUGGCUUGAUCGUGUGUCACUUGCCUUUUGGGCCCACUGCGUAUUUCACCCUGUGUAACGUCAUCAUGAGACACGAUAUUCCAGACCUGGGCACUAUGUCAGAGGCUUAUCCACAUCUCAUCUUCCACAACUUCACCUCCCGGCUCGGACAGCGGGUCUCCAACAUCAUGAAAUAUUUAUUCCCGGUCCCCAAGGAAGAGAGCAAGAGAGUCAUAACCUUUGCUAACCAAGACGACUACAUCUCAUUCAGGCACCAUGUUUACAAGAAGACGGAUCACCGCAACAUUGAGCUAUCGGAGGUGGGCCCUCGCUUUGAUAUGAAGGUGUAUAUGAUUAGAUUGGGCACCCUGGAGAAUGAGAACACGGCAGAAGUGGAGUGGCGCUGGCACCCGUACACCAACACCGCUAAGAAGAGGAAAUACCUCAGCAUUGAAUGACGUCUCUGCGCAUCUGUCUGUGGAGUGUAAAUAAAGAUUUCUUUUCUAGCCUGGUGCCAACGGUAGAACUUCUUCCAAUUGGAGCGUUACCUGUCAGGAACUGCUCAGAUCAUUCCAGCACCCCAGGUUUUCAGGAUUUCCUUAAUCAUGCACAGGUGACUUAGUCCAUGUGACUGAACCAGUAUCUAUCCUACCUGUUUCUGGAAAUCCUCAGAAUGUAAGCUGUUGGGCUCAGACUAUAUUAUAGACACACUGUCAGUAAAGUAAGCUUAGGGUUGCUAUAAUGUCCCUUUAAUAAGGGAGACCUGAAUUACACAGCUUCUGUGGCUGAUAAAAACCAAGCGAUCUGCUGAAGUCAGCCACAGACCCUGUGUAAUUCUUAUGUGCCACUGAUUAUACGGUUAUUAUAGAAUCCCUGAUUUGGGAGCGAAUGCAAGUGAGUUUUGGAGAUAGCUCUUGCAACUUUUAGCCGUGUGCAUCUAUGCAACGUUCCAAGUCGCAAACAUCCCAGGUAGUAAUACCCGCAUUGCGAGGCACCCAGAGAUCAUAACCCUGCAGUUUCCUGUUACAUUGUCAUCCCCUCCAUCCCAUGUGAUCAUCACUUCCUGCCAGCCUCAGGCGAUGAUCACCAUCUGUACACAAGUCAUCACACAAGCACUUUAAUUAAGCCAAUUAGGGUCCAGCUACUGUUAAGUUUCUCAUUACUCACAUCCUGCAAUAAGUGGGCGGAGCUGUGGAAGUCAGUGACAUUUGCGCCACUGGAGAACUCUUGGUGACUUUUCCGUCAGAUCAUCACAUGGUGUGUUUUACUAUAGUAAAUGAUUUCAGCCUUUUA
Pseudophryne corroboree (corroboree frog) is the source of this 1894-nucleotide messenger RNA. RefSeq names its product IMP U3 small nucleolar ribonucleoprotein 4 (gene IMP4). The transcript has 9 exons. Gene Ontology annotation, biological process: rRNA processing. Lineage: Eukaryota; Metazoa; Chordata; Amphibia; Anura; Myobatrachidae. The coding region runs from base 184 to 1059 and encodes 291 amino acids. Gene Ontology annotation, cellular component: Mpp10 complex; small-subunit processome; nucleolus. The record is from RefSeq and is a predicted model, not a curated record. Gene Ontology annotation, molecular function: rRNA primary transcript binding; snoRNA binding.